Sus scrofa (pig) is the source of this 408-nucleotide messenger RNA. RefSeq names its product H4 clustered histone 3 (gene H4C3). Gene Ontology annotation, cellular component: nucleosome. NCBI's taxonomy places the organism in Eukaryota, Metazoa, Chordata, Mammalia, Artiodactyla, Suidae. The record is from RefSeq and is a predicted model, not a curated record. Gene Ontology annotation, molecular function: structural constituent of chromatin; DNA binding; protein heterodimerization activity.
AAGCUUUGGACGUUAUAACCACAGCAACCAUGUCUGGUCGUGGCAAGGGUGGUAAAGGCCUGGGAAAAGGGGGCGCCAAGCGCCACCGCAAGGUUCUUCGCGACAACAUUCAGGGCAUCACUAAACCUGCCAUCCGGCGUUUGGCCCGGCGUGGCGGCGUCAAGCGCAUCUCCGGCCUCAUCUACGAGGAGACCCGCGGGGUGCUGAAGGUGUUCCUGGAGAACGUGAUCCGGGACGCCGUCACCUACACCGAGCACGCCAAGCGCAAGACCGUCACCGCUAUGGAUGUGGUCUACGCGCUCAAGCGCCAGGGACGCACGCUCUAUGGUUUUGGUGGCUGAGAGCACGUCAUCUGUCUUAUCUCUGCGUCACUUUUAAUAAAGGCCCUUUUUAGGGCCGCCCCACAAA